AUGGCAUCGGCCAUGGCAGACAUCCACAAAAACACCACAACCAUGAAUUCAACACCCAUCCUCAACCCCUCCGACACCGCGCUCCUGGAGACUUUCAUCCCGGGGUACUCCAUGCUCUCGCGUUUUCUAAUUUCUUACCUUCAAAUUGACCUCUCUCUGUACAUCCCCUACCUCAUCGCCGCAGCCGUCCUCGGCGCAGCCGCCCGCUACAUCUUCGAUCAAGUCCGCGAGUUCUUCAAUGAACACUGCAUCUCGACCGCUGAAAUCCGGCACGAUGAUGAGGUCUACACUUACCUGAUGCACUGGCUUUCGCAGCAGCCGUUCACGAACCGCACGACGCACUUUGUCGCGGGGACUAAAAUCUCUUCAUCAUCGCGGUACUAUGACUCGGACGACGAGGAUGAAUGGGGCGAGGUGGACGAGAUAGAUGAUGAGGGAAAUGUCAUCGUUGAUUUCGACGAGUACUGGGCCAAGGCUACGGCGCGGGACAAGCACAAGCGGCUGCAGUUCACCCCCAGUGACGGGACGCAUUAUUUUUGGUUUAAUGGACGCCCGCUGGCGUUUAUUCGGGUGAAGGAAGAAAACCAGAACUCGGGGGGCUUCUACGGAUUCGGAAAGCAGUUGGAGCGGCUCUAUAUUAGCUGCAUGGGUCGGAAUCCGUCCGUGCUGAAGGAGCUGCUGCUCGAGGCGCAGCGUUCCUACGUUGCGAAGGAUAAUAACAACACUGUCAUCUACCGCGGCCAGAAGAGCGGCGGGUACACGGAGUGGUCGCGGUGUAUGGCGCGGGCGCCGAGGGCACUGUCGACCGUUGUGCUGGAUCAGGAACAGAAGCAGAGCUUUAUCAGUGAUAUCAAAGAAUACCUGCACCCACGGACAAGACGAUGGUACUCCAACCGGGGCAUUCCUUAUCGCCGGGGGUAUCUCCUCCAUGGACCACCUGGAACCGGCAAGACGAGUCUUUGUUUCGCUGCAUCAGGCCUGCUGAGCCUGCAGCUCUACCUUCUUAAUCUAAGCUCGAAGAACCUAGACGAGGACGAACUUAUGAGCCUCUUCCAGGAACUCCCACGACGGUGCAUCGUCCUCCUCGAAGACGUCGACUGCGCCGGUAUGUCCCAGAAGCGAAGCACGGACCCCUCCACUUCCUCCGCUCCUCCCGAAGGUCAAAACAACCCCGAAUCCCAAAAUGGAGACAACAAGACCAGCGGCCCCGCAACGGGCCUUGAGAAACAAGGCGUCUCCCUCUCAGGCCUCCUAAACGUCAUCGACGGCGUCGCCGCCUGCGAAGGCCGCAUUCUCGUCAUGACAACCAACCACCCCGAAAAGCUGGACCCCGCGCUGGUUCGUCCCGGCCGGAUCGAUAUGUCCAUUGCCUUUAGAUACUCCACUGCCGCGGAUAUCAAGGAGCUUUUUACGGCUAUCUACUCCACGCUAGAGGGCGACCUGCGUGCGUCGAGCGCCGAGCGUCUUGCCCCGAAGCUGCAAAAGAAACUGCAUGAGAAGACUGGGGAGGGCCCAGCUGUUACUCACAUACUGGGUAAGUUCACUGGUUAG
Aspergillus puulaauensis is the source of this 1551-nucleotide messenger RNA. Its product is annotated as BCS1 and AAA domain-containing protein. The transcript has a single exon. The coding region runs from base 1 to 1551 and encodes 516 amino acids. Gene Ontology annotation, cellular component: mitochondrial inner membrane. Gene Ontology annotation, molecular function: ATP hydrolysis activity; ATP binding. The record is from RefSeq and is a predicted model, not a curated record. Gene Ontology annotation, biological process: mitochondrial respiratory chain complex III assembly; protein insertion into mitochondrial inner membrane from matrix. Lineage: Eukaryota; Fungi; Ascomycota; Eurotiomycetes; Eurotiales; Aspergillaceae.